AUGGAACCACUACACGCGCUGUGGCUUGAGGCGAAGUACACUCCUGAUGAUGUUGUCAAGAUUUUGCUGACUGGCCAUGAAGAAUACUUUUUGCGAUACAGCAGGAGGCACAUGCAUGGGAUGAAGGAACUGUAUGACAGUUUCAUCACACCGGCAUUCGAGUAUAUCAAAGCCUACCGAAAGGCAGAUGGCAAGAGCUACAGCGAGGAGGAGGAAAUUCAGUUGCUGGGUUUCGUUCAGGGCAAGUAUGACGAGCUCGUCAAGCUCAUCGCCAAGAAGUAA
This is a messenger RNA of Hyaloperonospora brassicae, 282 nucleotides long. The record is from the annotation of a GenBank genome assembly. Lineage: Eukaryota; Oomycota; Peronosporomycetes; Peronosporales; Peronosporaceae.